AUCUUCUGAAGCACUCGGUAAAAGAUAUCAUGGCAAACAAUUGUCGUCUGGGAGCACGACUUCGAGUUUUAGUAGCGAUAAUUGUUCUGAUUUGUGUGUGUCUAAAGCAAGUGAAAGGAUCCUGUCUAAGCUAUGGCCAUUCAUGUUGGGGAGCGCACGGCAAACGGGCAGGUCCGCCGGGACGUACAGCUUCUAGUGAUGCACCGGUCGCUGUACAGUUUCAACCGCAGCCACUGUUAGACCAAGCCAACCCACUCCCUGCUGCUUUAACCGGAGCGGAACGGUGGGCUUUGGUCAAAGUUCUCCCGGAAAAGAACGCGUACUAUCCAUUUAGCAAACUGAUAUAUUCACCGCCGCUUACGGCCACGGGCUCGGGCUCCUUUUUAGUAAACGAUGGCUAUGGCGCAUCUGGAUCAGAUUCCUCGAGGAUUGGUAUGGAGUCAACCAACAGUGUGGAAGGCCGACCGGCUGAAACCACCAAUGACUCCAAAACCCUUUCAUCCACAGAGCAGGAACUAGCAGUUGGCGAUGAUCGUCUCAUAAAGGCAGGUACCUUUCCCAACAUGCGGCGUAGAGAUCAUCGGCAUAAGAAAAAAACACAAUCUUCGCCUACGAAUCGUCGAUAUGAUGGACUGGACAACACCUUUGACGAGAAUUUGAACAUUGCUCGAUUUGUAGACCCAAACGAUGAUGAUUUGAGCCAGAUACUGCUUCUUAAUGCAGCAGCGGCCGCUAUGGCGACGAUACCCGAUAAUGACGCUUCCGUUUCAAAUGCACAGUACAAUCGAAAGCUGUUCAACGAUAACAAUAAACACUCGGUCCUGCUAAACGCAUAA
Anopheles maculipalpis is the source of this 836-nucleotide messenger RNA. RefSeq lists its product as uncharacterized. Lineage: Eukaryota; Metazoa; Arthropoda; Insecta; Diptera; Culicidae. The record is from RefSeq and is a predicted model, not a curated record. The coding region runs from base 30 to 836 and encodes 268 amino acids. The transcript has 5 exons.